Messenger RNA from Cherax quadricarinatus, 1533 nucleotides. RefSeq lists its product as uncharacterized. Lineage: Eukaryota; Metazoa; Arthropoda; Malacostraca; Decapoda; Parastacidae. The record is from RefSeq and is a predicted model, not a curated record.
AUGUUUCAAAGCUAUCAUAACAUUAUUACAACAUUAUUUAGCGAAGAGAGUGUUGAGAGAGUGUUUGGGUGGGAGCGUUGGACACGCCGCCGUUCAGUGUUUAAGCGAUGCAACAAACGCGUUAGUUAAUCAAUGCAAUGAUGGCGAACCCUUAUGGAAUUUUUCCCACUAUGCCCACAAAUAGUAGUGCCACGCUGUUGUGUGCACAAUGCAAAAAGUUCUUCACAUACAUGGACAGUGUGGUGAUGUGUGAUGGUGCGUGUAAGAGAUGGUACCACACCAAGUGUGCUAAGAUACCAGAGACUAAGUACCGCGUCAUUCAGGACAAGGACGAGAACAGGACCUUGGGCCUAAAAUGUGUCUGGACUUGUAAGGACUGUCGAGACCGCCCUGAGAUGGGCAGAGAUCCUGAGUUCGAGUCUUAUGUUAGAGAGAAACUGGGAAAAUUAGGCCAAGUUCUUGAAUAUUUGGUGACUAAAAUCCAGGAUAUUGAAAACAGACAGAAGAGUCAGGAAGUUGAGUUUAAUAAGCUUUGGCAGCAACAGCAGACUGCAGUUACCAUCCAGGGCACUACUGUGCCUAGUCCAAGAACAACACACAUCUUUCAAGACUAUGGAAAUCAAGGACAUCACUCAGGGCAACAGCUUACAGCAAAUGCACAGCAACAGACCAGCAAGGAACACAUCCAAGGAUUCACCCCAAUGGAACACAAAAUUAUUCAUGAAGUUAAGUUGAAAAUGGACACUGGAGCUCCCAAGCAGCAAGAGGUUGAGGGGCAUGCAGGUGAUGGCCUACACCUAAUGAGGCCACUAAUUGAUCCAAUCACGGGCCAGGAGAUUGAGGGAACUCAAACACAGGAAACUGGUGAUGCCCUGUAUAGCUUCACAGGGAACUUCUCCGGGGCUUCAGCAUCUGCACAGGGUCAGGCUACAGCAACCCCAGCAUUGAAGGAAGCCAUGGAGUGCCAUUAUGGUGACUGCAAGUGUAUCAAACAAGAAAACCAGACAGAUGAGCCAGCUAACCCACCGAAGCCUUGUGCUGGUAAACAUUGUAACUGUACCUGUAAAACCCAUAAAAUUGUCAUUGCCCAUAAAAAGGACAAUGUAGGAAAAAUCCACAAGUGUCCCCAUUGUGAGUUUACCAGCAAGCGUUCAGACAAUGUUCGGCGACACAUGUUGCGGCACACAGGUGAACGACCUCACAAGUGUCCACAAUGCGACUUCAGUGCAAAACGGCCUCAUUCACUGAAAAAGCAUAUUGAAAAUGUUCACAACAAAGAAAUUAGAACAGAUGGAAUAGUUAGAUAAAGAGGUUCAACUUUUUAAUAGAGGGUAACAGGACAUCUGACUGGUGUAAAUUGUGAAUUUUCUAGGUUUUCAGAAUGUAAAGAAAAAAGGUCAUUAGUUUUCAUACAGAAUAAAGACAUCUCAUUGUAUCAUAUUUUUCAAUCAUUGACAGUGAUAAGUGAAGAUGACAAGGAAAGAAAGUGAUAGGCAUUAUCUGAAAAAAAAAAAAAGUUAAAGUGCGUAUAAA